CUUUUGAUCCAUGAUCUUAGCAUCCAUCAUGGCGACUUCUCAGGCUCGACUUCUGGCUAGAAGCUGAGCAAAGUGGUGAAGUGAACUCGUCGCUGGGUUUUAGACGAUGUCUACAGAAGCCACAGAAGGUGAGCCCCCCUCCCCACAAAUACGUCUGUACAUGCAACUAGUUACUAGGAGCAGUGUGGAGUAAGAAAAGAUGGCUAAACAGGGUGGGAAGGAGUCGACUACUCUGAAGGACAAGGUGAAGCAGCUGUUCCGGCCCAAACCCAGCCGAGUGGUGACCAGCGGGAUCCAUGGGAAGGACACGAGGGAAGAGAUCACCUGCACACCUGAACUACUCAAGGAGAUCGGUCCAGAGAGCCCUCUAACCAACCGUCUCAAGGCACUGCGGGAGUUUGGAGAUGUGGUGGCCAGCAGACUGCUUGAAGAUAAUGCCGUAGAGGCCCUAUGGCUGAACAUCUCGGACCUGUUGGAUCCGCAGGCCUCGGCUGAGGCCAGACAUGUCGCCCUCCGAUUUGUACAGUCACUCAUCCUGGGGCAGUACGACAGACUGGGCAUCAUGAGAGCACACUUCUUCCGUGUGGUCAGACAUCAUCAGGUGUUUGAGGACAUCCCGGAAAGGUUGGAGGUGUUUAAGGCCCUGAGUGACAAUGGGAAGGACAUUACAAACUUUGAAGAGGAGACAGGUCCCUUCCUGCUGGAGUGGAUGCCUGAUGCUGUCAGCUAUGGGAGAACAUUUGAGUUCAUGACCUUGAUGGUCAAUGUCAUCAAGUUCAACUCCAGUUUCCUGGAUGAGGAGAUUGUAGCUGGCCUCGUGCGCCACACCUGUAAUGUGUGUAACCAGGCCAACUCGGAAGAGGAAAUCGAGGCAUCCCUGCGUGUGUUGGAUGCAGUGGUGUGUUACAGCUGUCUGCCCUCAGAGUCUCUGUACCAGUUCAUCACCACACUCUGUCGAACUAUCAAUGUGGACAAGUUCUGCCAAACCAGCUGGAAGCUGAUGAGAAACCUCCUAGGAACCCACCUGGGCCACAGCAGUAUCUACACCAUGUGUACUAUCCUGCAGGACAGCCAUAACCGCUCUGACCACCAGCUGCUGAGGGGAGCAGUGUUCUAUGUUGGCAUGAGCCUGUGGGGGGCGGGGAGAGUCAACUCCCUCCGUCUCACCCCCACAUCCGUCCUGCCAUCCUUCCUGCAGGCGCUGUCGUCCAACAACACCAUUGUAGCAUAUGAAGUGGUCCUGAUCAUCCAUCGGCUGAUUAAGAAGUACGGGAAGGACCUGCAGCAGGUCACAUGGGAGAUCCUGACGGACAUCCUGGAGGCCCUGCUCAAGUACAUCCAGACCUCCCCUGGAGCCAGUGAGUCCCUCCUGCUGAACUUCCAUGCUGUCCUGAGUACUGUUGAGUUCCUACAUGAGAACAAGUGCUUCAAUGGGUCAUCAGAGAGGCUCUUUGGAAUCAUCGAGAAAUUUGCCAACAAAAGACCUGAGAGUUCUGUCCUCCUCCUGGUGUCGUACCGAGCCCAGUCCAUCCACCCUGCCAAGGACAGCUGGAUCCUCAACCUGCAGAACCUUAUGGACAAGUACUUCAGGUAUGAGCUGCGCACCCCCAUCAGAAUCAAGGUGUUGGAUGUUCUGUCUGCUGUGCUCAGCUCCACCAGACACCUGUAUGAGGAGAACCUGAUUGAGGGUGUGGUGAUCCCCCAGCUGGGUCAGAUCGCGGAUGACCCUGAUGUGGAAGUACGGAACGUUGCCGUGCAGCUGCUGAUGGACCUGGCACAGACAUGUAACACUGAGAGAUGCCUGGAUAUACUCGCCAUCAUAGAGAAGGUAAUUUCCCGUCCAAUGGACACCAAGAAACCGCUGCCCACCACCCCUGAGGGAGCACCUGAAGCCAAACCUGCAGCUGUGGACGACUCGCAGCUGGCUGACAUCCAGACAGCUGUGCGUGGGCUCAUCGAGCUGUUUCAGACAAAGCUGUACAGGCUGCCGUCAGCCCAUGCCUGCCAGGUGUACUACAUGCUGAUAGGCCACGUCCAGUCUCACUACCAGCACCACUACACGGCACACACCGCCUGUCAGAUCAGACUGGAGGUGUUCACCUGUCUGUUGCACCUGCGGGCCGACCCCCUCCACAGACUGGGUCUGCCAGAUAAGGACGGCAACUACAAGUUCACAGCUUACAUCACCUGUGAUAUGAAGGACUCGGGCAGUGGUAGAAGCUCACGGGCCACCUCCCCUCCAACAUCACAUAAGGCCAAGUCCCCCACCCCAGGGUAUACUCUCAAGAUGUCCAGCCUGCCUUUCUGCAAGGCUGUCUCUGCCGUCCUGAAAUGUCUUGGCAAUGAGACAGAGUGGGAAGUGUUAAAGCUGGUUCUACAGAAACUGACAGAGGCUCUACAGAACAAAGCCCUGAUCCUGUCUGGACAUGUCUCUAAUGUGGAGGAACUCUGCUCCAAACUCUGCACAAUGAUUGCACUCCUUUCCAGACAAUGUCUGCAGGUCGGACAGCGAACCAUCCUGGAGAAACUACAGCACACGCCUAAGGAAUUUCCCCGCUCGGAGUUCCAGUCUCACAUGUACCCCGUCCUGACGGCUCUGGCCACCUACCACGCACACCUGGACCAGGCUAGGCAGAGAGAGCUUGUGCGCUGCCUGGAGUCUGGCCUGGUGUCCAAGUGUGCUCAGCAGUGCGUGUGUGCCCUGACCGUGUGCAGUCUGGAGAUGAGGGAUGUCAUGAUGAGGAUGCUGCCAUCUGUGCUGCUGCGCCUGUCUCAGAUCUCAGCCACUGUAGCCAUGGCCAUCCCUGUACUGGAGUUCCUGUCAGGUCUGAUUCGCCUGCCCCACCUGUAUGCCAACUUUGUAGAGGAGCAGUACAUGAGCAUCUUUGCCAUCGCCCUGCCCUAUACAAACCCAUUCAAGUUUUCCCAGUACAUCGUUGCCAUGGCGCACCAUGUGAUCGCCAUGUGGUUCAUCCGCUGCAGACUGCCCUUCCGCCGCAGUUUUGUGCAGUACAUCACCAAGGGUCUGAAGUCGAAUGUGCCAAUAGAAGACCGGAGUGCAUCGUCCCCCUCCUCUCAUCACUCCCCUGUAUCCAGCACCCAGGACCAGUUCAGGACAAGGAGCGCCAGCUUCACGGAGAGGCCCAGAAGCUUCAGGCCCAGCCCAAAGUCCAAAUUUGAGCUUUUACAGUUGGAACGGAGUUUCACCUGGCGUGAGACGCGGCAGUCCGAUCAUACCCCAGCCAUGGAUGAGAGACAGGAAACCUUACUGAAGGUCCACACUGAACUACUGGAGACAUGUCUGGACAUGAUGGCCAGAUAUACCUUCUCUACCUGCUCCACUAUUCCAAAAAGAUCACCUGUUGCUGAAUUCCUAUUGGCUGGUGGACAGACCAUGACCUGGUUGCUAGGCAACCAGCUCAUCACGGUGACCACCAGUGGAGGAGGUCUGAAGAUGAGGAAGAACGGAGUGUGUGAGAAGUGUGCUUCCCUUCUCAACCUGGAGGAUGACAAGCCGACUGAGGAUAAAAGUGAUCAUCCUUCCAUGAAUGCUCCUGUGACAGCUGAAGAGUACGUGGAGGCAGAGUUCCGUGAGAGGUCAGACUCUGCGUCCAAGGGAACCCAGGAGGCUCCUGGGAAGCUGGAGACACUGACAACAUCUCCGUCUAUACCCCCAGCUGGUAACAAAAGGGAGAGGAAGCGAUCCAAGUCUGGAGGGAAGUACCUGAGCUCUGCCCCCACCCCCAUGUCUCUGCUGAAGGAGGAGUUUCAGCUUUUCAGUCAGGGUCUGACAGAGAAGGCACAGAUGGACGUAGAUGAGAAGGCAACUAUCCAGGAGGACAGGAGUGGGGAGGAGAGAGAAGAGGUUCUGGAGGCAGAGGAGAGAGAGCUAGAGGAGGAGACGAGGAUGGAUCGUACACCUGAGGACUCCCCAAGUGUGACAGCGGGGCAGGUGGGCAGGAGAGCAGAGAUGCUCCAAGAUGUCCCCAAGGAGCAGCCUUCUCCAGCUAUAAAUCCCAAGGCCAAGAAUUCUCCCACCAAGCUGGUCAGUCGAUACGAGUGCAACUGCUGGUGCCAGGGCUGGGCGGAGAUUCUGAUCCGCCGUCCGACUGGGAACACGUCCUGGAUGAUGCGGAUCCAGAACGCCCGGCUGGUGCAGCCCGACCAGGACUUCCCGCUGGCAGACAUCGCCACGCUGCUGCUGGGGCAGAAGGAGGAAGGUCUGGGCAGCAUCCCUACUUUACCAGCAUAUGGUGUAAAAGUUGGAUAUUGUUGUUUGUUAGCUGUUCUGCUGUCUGACACUGUUUGUCCUACAGAGAAAUAUUCAGCUGCCAGCCGUUACCACCGGUCAGAUUCUGCCCCUCCCUCCAUGGGAGUCAAACAGGAUCGAGCCAGCAAACCAAUACACGAGACAGUUUCAGAAGUUGUACAUGUGGAUGCAGGGGAAGAUGAAGAAACCCAUGAAGAGGACAAAGGCUUGUUCCACAUUGGUUCACUUGAGGAUGUCCAGAGCACAGAAACAAUAGGCUUUCAAAAGCCUAUCCUUGGAACUUCUCCAGUGGAAACCUUGGACGUGGUUGAGCCACCAAAAGGUGAGGAUGAAAAUCAGGAAGAAGUGGUUCUUGAUAAGAGCCCCCUGUCUCCAAUCCGCAAGACCAACUCUUCCCCACAGCUAACUGGAGACUGGGCAGUCUAUCAGGACAAGGAGGAGGAGAGGAUGGAGGAACUAGACAAUGUCUUCCAGUCACAAGAUGAUGAUGAUGAUGAUGAGAGAAAAAAUCAAAAUGUACCAGAUGAUAAGAACAAUUCCACACUGACUGUGAAGCAUGUUCCUAAAGCUGUUGUGGAACCAACACAACCUGUGGGGAAGGAAAGUGAUACGUGUGAAGGCGGUACCUCUAAUGUUUCCCUCAAGAGAGUGGAUUCAAAAGAAAGGCAGGAAAGACAAGUGGAAAGAAAAGAGUCAACAGAAAGGCAGGGUAAGAUUGGAGAAAGGAAAGAGUCAACAGAAAGGCAGGGUAAGAUUGGAGAAAGGAAAGAGUCAACAGAAAAGCAGGGUAGAUCUAUGGAGAGAAAGGACUCACAGGAGAAACAAAAGUCAGCAGAACGGAAGGAUUCCAAGAGUCGGCAGUCGGGAGGGUGGGCUGGCAGCCGUAUCAUGGAGGAUGUCAAGGAGACCGGACCCCCUCCCAGCAUGGAGACACCCACCACUCCCCAGGCCUCCCCACCAAUGAUGAGAAGACCGAGGGCACAGACUGUGUCAGUUAUGACACCUGGAGUAAACAGAAGGGAAGAGUUCUUGGAGAGAAAGAGGAGAAUGCAACCACCUGUUAAGGAAGGCACAGGGUCAGGUGUGAGUCCAAGCUUUGUGUUCCUUCAGCUGUUCCAUUCAGCUGCAUUUGGCAGUGUAAAUGAGAAGCCCAUCCUGCUGCCAAAGUCUGAGGCAGUUGGGCGAGCUGUGAAGAACCUGGACAGAAUCCCUCCCUAUGAGACCCACAAAUGUGGGGUUCUGUAUGUGGGCCCAGGACAGACCACAGAUGAGAAGGCCAUCCUGUGCAAUGAGUUUGGUUCCCUGCGCUAUGUGGAGUUCCUGAGUGGUUUGGGCAAUCUUAUCUAUCUGAAGGACUGUAACCCUGAUGAGGUCUUCCUGGGGGGUCUGGACUGUAACGGCAAUGACGGCAAGUUCACCUACAGCUGGCAGGAUGAUGCCAUGCAGAUGAUUUUCCAUGUUGCUACCCUGAUGCCGUACCGGGAGACAGACAGGAACUGCCAGAGUAAAAAGCUUCACAUUGGCAAUGACUUUGUCACCAUUGUGUACAAUGACAACACAGAGGACUACAAGCCAGACACCAUCAAGGGCCAGUUCAACUUUGUGAACAUUGUGAUCAUGCCUCUGGACAACAGCAGCAACCUGGUCACCAUUAAGGCUAAGAAAGAGGUGGAGAACAUGGUUGGUGAUACCAGCUCCAAAAUCAUCUCUGAUGACAACCUGGCUCUUACAGUGCGACAGCUGGCACUGCAUGCUAAUUUGGCAUCUAUGAUCCACCGCAGUAAGAACUCCCCAGAAGGAGUGUACGCCUCCAAGUGGCUGGAGCGCCUCCGUCAGAUCAAGCGUAUCCGAACAAAGGUGACCCAGGAGCUGGAGGUCCAGUCCCCCCCGUCCCGGACAACGUCCCCCUCCAGCCCUCGCAGCCUGCUGUCAGACUUUACAGGGUUUGUGUGAGAACAUUGGGACUAAACAGAAAGGGAUGACCGGAGUCUGGGAGUUUUGCACAAGUCGAUUUGUUGCACAUCUGUGGUUAGUCUGAAAGACAUCGUAAUUGCUGCUGGAUGUUUGAUAUGUGCUCAGCACCGUCAGUGGUUUAAAGGAUGGUAAACCUUACGUUACAUCUAGCUUAACUAGUACAAAAUGGUGAAUCAAUGAUAAUUACUCAACCUGAGAUGGCUGUGUGUAAAAUAUUUAUGUUUUUCAAAUUUAAAGGACAGUAUUAUUGGUUUGGCUUACCUGAUAGUGGCAUUCGUAUAGACAUGUAUUCCUUGUGCCAAAUAUCAACGUCUAUAUGAUAACAUAACAACAUAUCUGUAAACUAAUGUCAAACUUAACUUUCUCCAAAAAUAGAAUUAGUAAGCCUGGAACGUAAAUCAUUUCAAGUUGUCCAAACCACACAUGUAUCUAUCUUUUACAUAAUGUAGUCAACCUAUGUCUGAAUACUGUUCAGAUUUUAGAGCAGAGUAAAAUGUACUAUCUGAAUUUUCAUGAGCAUUUCAUUAUCUUGCUUGAGGAAAGACAGCUUUCGUCAGUAUAAAUUUGACCUUCUCAGUACUGUAAAUGGAAGGCACUCACCAGAAAAGUAAACAAAUGCAAUAUCAGCACUUUGGGAUUAAUGUGAUUGGAAUUUGUAAUAAAAAAAGACUAUAUAUA
This is a messenger RNA of Branchiostoma floridae (Florida lancelet), 6922 nucleotides long. RefSeq names its product tuberin-like. Gene Ontology annotation, cellular component: TSC1-TSC2 complex; nucleus; cytoplasm. Gene Ontology annotation, molecular function: GTPase activator activity. Gene Ontology annotation, biological process: negative regulation of TOR signaling; positive regulation of GTPase activity; regulation of small GTPase mediated signal transduction. The transcript has 48 exons. The record is from RefSeq and is a predicted model, not a curated record. Bases 200 to 6223 code for a protein of 2007 amino acids. Lineage: Eukaryota; Metazoa; Chordata; Leptocardii; Amphioxiformes; Branchiostomatidae.